GCGAGGAUGCAGGUACGAAUAUUUCGGUUAUUAAGCACAACGCAGUUUCAUUUCACAAGUAUUGAGAGGGACGCCCGUCCUCAAAGUCGACGUAUGCGCAGAUUACUCAAUGUGUAAUAUUAACCGUCGCAAAACCAUCAAAAACGAAAAGCUCCCUAAUAGACUGAGCAACUAGCCACCGCAAGCAAAACUAACACAACAAAAAUGGCAAAAAACGAGCUGUAUUUCGUUUACAACUUCAUCGAGAAACCUGUCGUGGUCCCUCCAUUUAGAUCCUACGUAGAGUCGUGGUUCCAGACGGUGCUCUACGUGAGAAAGAACCCACAGUUUCUGUCUACCCAGCUUCACCGAAACUUGAACCCGAAGGGGAAAUACCCCCUCGUGAACUAUGCUGCCUUUGACGGGACAGACUUUGAAGGCUUUGGCAAGCCAUCUGAAACCUGGGAUAACGUACGUAAAACAUCCGUGGGGUCGACUACUAUGCAUCCAGGCGGUUAUCUUGAGUUUGGGACCACCACUGGGAAACCUCUUGGCCCAUGGUUACCCAAGGAUGAUAAGACCACGUUCAUUGUGACUGCAUUUAAGGCAAGUGACGAGAAGGACACCAAACUCCAGGAGGCAUUCGAGAAAGAUUGGAAGGAAUCUUCAGGAACAAACUUCAUCCUCAAGAAUGCUUCCAAGGAGCUCGGCAUCUCUAACUGCAGCCUGUAUAAGAAGUUUACCGAGCGUCCCGGGUUGCUGUACGUCCUCAGAGCUGAGCUGACCGGGGCUGGAGUGGACUCUGAGCCGGCCAAGACCUUCCUGGCGCAACUCAAGGAGUUCAAGUAUCCGGACUACUUCGAGAGUGUGGACACGGAUCUCUUCAUGCCGGACCCAGGAAAUAUUCAAUUUCCUGAAAGUGGGAAGAAGGAACUUCCAGCAGGAUUCACAUGGAAGCCAUAGACAUAGCUUGGCAAGGAAACGCAGCAGCGGUCGAUUUCACUAAAAAUUUUAUAGGAUUAAUCUUAGGACUUAGGACGAGUAAAGUUCCGUAUCCAAAUACGUAGGACGCAUUGAACCCAUCCUAAGUUAGGACGGGUUUCUCGUCCACACUCGAGAUAGGAUUAAUUAUAGCGUUUCUCGGAAAUGGCUGUAUGAAUCAUAAGGUAGCUACUCUAGUACAAAUACCUCAGAAAGAUUUGUCUUUUUAAAUGUUUGCCUAUGGAAGAAUUAGAUUGAUUCGUUAAAUCUUGAACAAUCACAUUUUGGAAGAGAAAAUUGUAUGACAAUUUCUAGCUGUAAAUUUAGAAAUGAAUAACCAAAGGUGAAAAGAAUGAAAAAAAUUGUUCCUGAUCGUCAACCUUUUAAAAAUGCGUAGCAGUAGUUUUAAAUAGAAUUAAAGUAGACGUUGUUUUUCAAAAUGUACUGGAUAUAGGCCUACAACUUUGGUAAUUUUC
Messenger RNA from Asterias rubens (European starfish), 1436 nucleotides. RefSeq lists its product as uncharacterized. The transcript is spliced from 4 exons. NCBI's taxonomy places the organism in Eukaryota, Metazoa, Echinodermata, Asteroidea, Forcipulatida, Asteriidae. The coding region runs from base 205 to 942 and encodes 245 amino acids. The record is from RefSeq and is a predicted model, not a curated record.